Messenger RNA from Struthio camelus australis, 4585 nucleotides. Lineage: Eukaryota; Metazoa; Chordata; Aves; Struthioniformes; Struthionidae. The record is from RefSeq and is a predicted model, not a curated record.
AUGGAUGCUGCUGCCAAGAGAUGGCAGCUUCCGGCUGUCCAGUGGGUGGCAGUCCUGGUGUACGCGAUCCGGUCUCCUCCUUCUGACGAAGUAUUUCAAAGCCAGAAGGAGCACGGAGCUGCGCUCACCAAGGGGCUGCGGGUCGAGCCCGCCCCACACCGCACCUGCCGCCUCCGCCACGGCAGCCCACCCUGGCUCUCUACCGCGCUCGCACCAGCGCCCGAGCUAGCCAGCCGCGGUGCCUCUCUGCAGUGCCCUGACAAAUACCCUGAAAGACAAUUUGUUCUCGUCUCGCUUGCUAGGAGCUGGGAGAAGGAUGCAGAAGUAGCUGCUGUCACACCGAAAGUGGUGCGAGCACUCAGGUCUGCCCUAACGUCUCUUCCUCUGCCUGAGAACAGAACAACUGCUAAUAAAAAUGGAAUUUACCAGUUUGAACAGGCUUCAAAAUGCAAGGCAAUUCAGGACAAUAUUUUGUCGUCAUCUAUCAAGAAGAAAAGAUAUUCAGAAGAUUAUUUUCUUCACAUAGUCACCAAAUUGCAAAACUGCACCUGGAUAAAGAGACCAGAAGAAUGUACAAAAUUCAGGUCAGAAUUAGCAUCCUGCUGUGAUGCAGUACACAAUUUUAUUGCUUCUCAAAACAACACCCCGCUGGGAAGUAACAUGAGUUAUGAGGUGGACAAUAAAAAGACCAUCCUCAUCACGGAGGACAUUUUUAGGAUGCUCCCUAUGUCCUCUCCUCUUUCAGUCUAUCCCUUCAAGAACUGUGCAGUGGUUGGAAAUGGAGGCAUUCUGAAAAAUUCCAGCUGUGGGGCUGAAAUCGAUCGUUCUGACUUUGUGUUUAGGUGUAACCUCCCUCCAACCACGGGAAGCAUUAGCAAAGAUGUUGGCAAUAAAACAAACCUUGUGACUGUUAAUCCAAGUAUCAUAGCUCAGAAAUACAACAAACUAAACGAAAAGAAGACAGAAUUUCUGGAGAACAUUGCAGUCUAUGGAGAUGCUUUCCUUUUAUUGCCAGCAUUUUCCUUCAGAAGCAACACAGCUACUUCUUUUAAAGUAUAUCAAACUCUUCAAGAGUUCAAAGCAACACAAAGGGCAAUAUUUUUCCACCCCACUUACCUGAAAAGUCUUGCCCAGUUCUGGAGAACUAAGGGUGUGAAAGCCUACCGAUUGUCAUCUGGUUUUAUGAUCACUAGUGCUGCUGUUGAGCUGUGUGAGAAUGUGAAGCUAUAUGGCUUCUGGCCUUUCUCAAAAUCCGCAGAGAAGAUGCCAAUUAGCCACCACUAUUAUGACAACCAGCUGCCUAAACCAGGUUUCCAUGCAAUGCCCAAAGAAUACAACCAAAUCCUUCAACUUCAUGGCAAAGGCAUUUUGAAGUUGCAGUUUGGUAAAUGUGAAUCAGAAUAAAAAGGAUGAUGAUCCUGAGGAGAAAAUUUGUGUGUAUCUCAGCAGUUUGGUAUUGGAUUUGAUCUGAUGUGAUUUUGUGAGCGUUAAACUGCAUUACUACAAUACAGAGGAAUAUUUUACAUUUGGGAAGAAAAGAAAUUGAUUUUUGACAUAGUGAUUGCUACAUUUCUGAAUUUUGACUGAUCAGUUUUUUUAAUGCAAAAUAACAUAUAUUUGGGAAAUUUAGAAACUCCUGACUAUUGAUUUAAUCUUAGCAAAGCACAAUCUCAGGAUGGUGGCAAUAGGUGACAUUCAUCAUGUUUUGCUUCUUAAAUUAUAAUCAUUAAAAUAUUUUGACAUAAGAUCUCUAUUUUUGUUAAUGUCAUGUAAUACAGGCAAUAGUCACUUGUGUGGUAACUGGAUGAGCUGGUAGCGAACAUUUUCAAUUAAGAACUUGACUGUAUAAACACUAAGGCUUGUCUAGAUGAGAAAGGUGAUGAAAAGAGCUAUAGUGGAGUAAUUAAUUCAAAGCUAAAUCAUUUUUAGUGUCCCAGGGUGCAUAGAUGAAAAAAUCCCCCCGGGUUAAUGAUAGUGAAAUAGUUUAUGUGCUUUAAGUUUAUGGCCAAUAGAUAAUGCUGUAGAUUUAAUGGGAUCACUCAUGGGAAUGAUGUUAAUUUUGUGAACAAAUGUUUGAAGGACCAGGGCCGUAUAAUUAUUUUUAAACCCUCUUACUGCUUGUGUUCCUGUCUAAGGUGCAGUUGAGCUCCAAAUGAGAACCAUAAGCUAGGUUUUGUGCUACAAUUCCUGGAGUGCCAGUAGGGCAUGACUUUGCACGCAUCCCUCCCAUCCCAGAUCCAUAUCUCAGCCUACAUAUAAGCUGGACCAGGCACUAGAUAAAUGAACUAUGUCAUCCCUAUCAUUUUUUCUAUUUCUCACCUGACAUAACACCUACUGAUAUGUGACUACAGAUAAGGAAACUGCACUAAGCAUUGUUAGAAGGGAGUUCCUCUUAUAAUCAGCUCCAAACUCUUCUCCUAUACCAGGGCAUAUGAUAAAAGAACCUAUGGUCACUUAAACCCCAUGCAGUUCUAGUGCUUAAAGUUUCCCUAUUGUCCUGGAAUACCUGUGCAUACAUACUCCUGGGCAACAUACUGCAACAAGAGAAAAUGAAAUAUCAGCCCCAGUGGAAAUAAUCACAGUAACAUUUAUGGGAGCCAGGGCAAGCAGUUGUUUCUCUAGCGAUGGCUACUUGUUAUUAUUACUCAUAUGUUUUACUGCAGAAAAUCCCUCAAAAUGAUAACAACCAGUCUCUGUUAUAAGAAGAAUUUUGAUGUCUUUUUUGAGGGUAUUGAAUGAUCAGUUCAAAGAUAGAGUAUCCUUCUUAUCCUUCUUGUAGAGUCAAAUAAAAUAUAAGGUAUUUUGUUUACCAAAAGUCCUCUUACCGCUGUAGCUCCCUACUCAGCUGAAGUUUAAAAAGCAUUCGAUAUUCCUGUCAUUGAGGAUAGACUGUUGAAAAAAAAAAUCCUAAUUAAAUGAACUGGACCUUAUAAAAUAGAUUUUUAAACUGAUACUUUAUAAGAGCAUUUCUGUAUUGCUGUAAUAUUUGAAAGCUUAUCUUGUAGCAGUUUUAUAAUCAUAUAAAUAAUCCUAAAAAUAUUAGAAUCAAUUGUUAUGGUUCUAGGUCUGUUACUUGAAACAUGUUCAGCAUUUUGAUUCAUUUCCAAGGUAGUGAUAUCGGAACCUAAUACUGCUUGUACCCAAGAAAAAGGGUCCAUAAGUCCUGGCUGUAUAUAUUAGCAAUAAAGUCAAUUUGUUGCAAAAUAAAGUUUAUAAAAAAAAAAAAAAGGUGAUGCUUUAGAGGAUUGGAUGCCACCACUUAGAGAACAUGGGCCUCUGAGUGUCAGCAGGGCUUUUAACAGAAACAAAAACCUCAUCAUUGAGACCAGGAGUACAUCUGCCUUACCAGCUGGUGACUAAGAGAGGCCAGUGCAAGAGUUUGAUUUGCCAUAAUCUGCUAUAGUUCCAGCACCACACGUCCGUGUUUUAUCUUCACCAGCAGUGAAGCUCAUACCAGUUUCUGGCCCAGGCCUGGGGCAGUGCUCACGUGCAGGGCAGGCUGCUGGAAGAACUUGCACCCAUGUUUCCAGUGGAGUGGUGAGGAGGAUGGCCCACGGCGUGAUGUCAGUCCUGGUUCCACCAGGAGGGAAACAACGUUGUGCACGUGAGUGCCUACUGUCACACCUCAAUUAUAAAUCAAAGCCAAACGUGUACCAAAAAGAGCCCCUUGUGCACGCUAAGUCAUUAAUGUAGACUAUCCCUGAGUGUUUGUAGCGGGAGGUUGUGUGUCCUUUGGGUGAGGCAAACACAGACUCCUGGGCUGAGGAGAAGCACCUCAUGCUUCAUCCAAUCAAAGACACAACUGUGUUCAGGCAGGGACUAUAACUUAUUCCAGCUCUAGACUAAUGCAAUGCAAUGAGAGAGUCGUGACUGUGUAGCAUUUCUUCCUUCUCACUGUGUUUUCUUCAGCUUUUGGCGCAUUACCUCAGAGGGCAUGUGACAUAAAGAUCUCCAUAAAUAUUUUUCAUUCCCUCCCCCAGCCAUUUAUUUUCUUCUGUCCUGGUGAGCUCCCACCUUCUUGAGCUCAGCCUAAAGAGAUAUUAAUGCCACAUGAUUUUCAUUUUAGUGAUAUGUGAACACUCUAGGAAGUAAAGGCUGAUGAAUUUACCUACUACAAGGUGAAUUAAUCAUUCCAGGAAAUUUCCAGUUACCUUUUGAAUUCCUUCCUACAGCUAACUGACUGAGCAAAAUCUGAACUGCUUUCAUGUUAUCCCUUGGAGGUAUGUCCCAGAGACUUAACGCUAUCUCUAUAGCACUCGAUUAAAUGGUGUCCAGUAGUGCUCCUAGGCACUGGCACAUGCUCAGCUGUUUUGUUAAACUGUCAGAAGGUUUCUGGCAGGCGUCGUACCCAUGCCCACUAGCCCCCCUCCCUCCCCCCUCCAACAAUGUGCAGCAAAGUUUGGGAAUUAAACUGGCCCAGGCACCAUUCCCAUUAAAUGGUUUUAGAGUCAAAACUACCAUUUUGUUUUGGAAGCAAGGAGGGAUUUGCUAACAUAGAUGAACCUAGUUGACCUCUGUGCCGGAGAAUAUUUUCUGUCACAUUACACUGUGACAGAAAAUACACAUUUUCACUGACAUUAAUAUG